This is a messenger RNA of Periophthalmus magnuspinnatus, 3637 nucleotides long. It is a transcript of the gene camk1a, whose product is annotated as calcium/calmodulin-dependent protein kinase Ia. The record is from RefSeq and is a predicted model, not a curated record. Bases 269 to 1450 code for a protein of 393 amino acids. Gene Ontology annotation, biological process: peptidyl-serine phosphorylation. The transcript has 12 exons. NCBI's taxonomy places the organism in Eukaryota, Metazoa, Chordata, Actinopteri, Gobiiformes, Gobiidae. Gene Ontology annotation, molecular function: calcium/calmodulin-dependent protein kinase activity; ATP binding; calmodulin binding. Gene Ontology annotation, cellular component: intracellular anatomical structure.
UGUGCUGAGGAGAGAGCAUAGGCAUAGGCGGCGGUCAGGCUGGCUCAGUAUGCGAAUCACACUAGAGAGAAAGAGGAUGAUUUUAUGCUGCACUACGUCCGCCGCACACGUCCGUAUUUUUUCUUGACGUCAGGAGAAGUCUGAACGCGGACUCUGGUCCCUCCCUGCGCACAAGCACCAGCCGCACAUUGCUUCACCGAGAGGAAAGACAUCACAGCCACUCAUCGCCAUUUAGCUGUAGUCUGGCGAAUCCUAUCCGUGUUGUAGGAUGCCUCUUGGUGAUGAGGACGGAAAUGGGUGGAAAAAGAAGACUUCGGACAUCAAAGACAACUAUGAUUUCAAAGAAGUGCUUGGAACGGGAGCUUUUUCUGAAGUGGUGCUAGCCGAGGAGAAGGGGACCCAAAGACUCGUAGCCAUUAAAUGCAUCCCUAAGAAGGCUCUAGAAGGCAAAGAGAACAACAUUGAAAAUGAGAUUGCAGUGCUGCACAGAAUCAAGCAUCCCAACAUUGUUUCACUGGAAGACAUCUUUGAAAGUACAUCACAUCUCUAUCUUGUUAUGCAGCUCGUAUCCGGGGGCGAGCUGUUUGACCGUAUUGUGGAAAAGGGCUUUUACACAGAAAGAGAUGCCAGCCAACUCAUCCAGCAGAUCCUGGACGCUGUCAAAUACCUCCACGAUAUGGGGAUUGUCCACAGAGACCUGAAGCCAGAGAACCUGCUGUACUACAGUAUGGACGAGGACUCUAAGAUCAUGAUCAGUGAUUUUGGGUUGUCAAAGAUCGAAGGAAGUGGCAGCGUCAUGUCUACGGCCUGUGGGACUCCUGGUUAUGUGGCCCCUGAAGUCCUCGCGCAGAAGCCAUAUAGUAAAGCAGUGGAUUGUUGGUCCAUAGGAGUUAUUUCUUAUAUUCUAUUAUGUGGAUAUCCUCCUUUUUAUGAUGAAAAUGAUGCUAAGUUAUUUGAGCAGAUUUUAAAAGCAGAGUAUGAAUUUGACUCUCCGUACUGGGAUGACAUCUCAGAUUCUGCCAAAGACUUCAUCUGUCACAUGAUGGAGAAGGAUCCAAUGAAGAGAUACACGUGUGAGCAGGCUCUACAGCAUCCAUGGAUUUGUGGAGACACAGCCCUGGACAAGAAUAUCCAUGAAUCAGUGAGCGCUCAGAUCAAAAAGAACUUUGCCAAAAGUAAAUGGAAGCAAGCGUUUAAUGCCACAGCUGUUGUGCGCCAUAUGCGGAGGCUGCAGCUGGGUACGAGUGUGGAGGGGCCCAGUCAGAUCACUCCCACCAGUCCCUGUCAUGGACACCUGCUCCCUGAGGAAGAGGAGGAGGAGCUGGGCAGUGGAGAGGAGGAGAGCUUGUCCCACUAUGAGGAUGGUCGCCGUGGUAGCACCGAGGGCAGCGUGGACCGGGACAGUCUUAGGAGCUGUACCUACUGCUGCAGGCCAGCCAGUCGGGUCUGAGUCCUGUCGUCAUGGCAACAGAGCCCGGAUCCUGCCCUGGAACAGAACCCGCCCCGGAUCCCAGUCUGGCCCAGUCUGAAAACAGUGUAGUGGUCAUCAUCAGGCCGCGUCCGUCAGCUCCUGUGGGCAGUUACAUAAGAGCUAAACAUAUCACAACAAGAUGAUGCUUAUCCCUCUGGACAUGAAGGUUUUAAACAGGGCUUUGUCUGCGUGUGUUUUCAUAUUAACCUCCAGCGUGUAGUGGUCCUUUGUCCUGUCUGCUAAUAAUACUAGUUUUAUUUUAAAAUGACAGAAAAUAGCGUCUAAACUAAACUACACUAUAGCCUUAAGACCUGGUUUGUUUCAUUAUAAUAACUACACUUUAAUUAUCCUUAAUAAAGCAUGAACAAAGGCAUAAUUCGUCAUGAACAAAUAGUUUAUUAAGAACGAUUCAGGCUUAAUAUCUAAUACCCUAACCCUCCUCCUCCUUUUCUUAAUAAACUAUUAGUUCAUUAUGAAUGGAGUAUUUGUGCAUACUAUAUUAUGGUUUAACAAAGGUGUAAUUAGUAUAAAGUGGUAGCUGUAGCUGUUGUCAUUUUAUUACCUGGACAGACAGAUAAAUGUGCUCAUUUUGAAUAAUGAAUGAAGUAAUUUUGUUUAAACCCUCUUCUGGUACAAUGUGAAUCACAACCUCCAUCUCCUGCAAAGUGUCUCUGGACUAAUACUAUUUUUAACAAUAUAUUUUUGCUUUUCUACCAUUGUGUUUUCCAGCGUUUUGGAGGUGGAAAGUUUAAAGCUUGAGCUACAGUUAAGUUACUGUUUACUAUUGACUUCGUGUAACUUCCACCCACAUCUGACCUGUUCUAAGCAUUUCUUCCUCUGGCCGUUGCAUAAGACAUAUUAUUAGGUUCAAAGCAUUAUGGACAGGUGAUUCUAUCUUGGGGCUUGUAUGAUGCGUUUUCUGGCUCAGACUGGGAUCAUGACGAGUGGUUUUAUCUCAAAGUGUCUGCAUGCUCAUGUUGGGAAAGACACAAUAGAAAAUCAAAUUAUUUAUUUUAUUUUAUGACUGUUUAGUUGUUCGGGGCUCAAACUGAGAUCCUCAAAAAAAAAAAAAAAAAAAAGAAAAGAAAAAACUACUACUGAAUACUGUCCUCUCUGGGCUGCCAUAUGAAAAAAGUUGGGGAAGAAGUUUAAAGUCAUACAUUCACAGUUAUGUUGAAAAUACCCCUCAGUCAUUGCUCUGAUUGGCCGGAUCUCAGUCUGGGCGCUCCCCUGCUCUGUGCUGUGCACCUCUAGUGAAAGACGUUUUGGUCUACUGUCUGCAUGACCUGGUAAAUAUUUUUACAUAAAUGAUGAUCAAUUUAACACACAUGAUUAUUAUUACUCUGUUGUAUUGAGAAAUUCUGUACUAUUGUAAUUUUGAACUAUAUAAUGUGAAGUGAGUAACACCUGAAGUAAUGUUGUUCAAGUACAACACAGCACAGUGGACAUUUGCUUUGGCCGCAGAUGUCGAGUCUAUUUAAGUAACAGUUUGUGUACGUUUAUUCACAGCCUGUGUUUUCUGCAGAUGCACACAUCUACUCAGAAUAUCCCCAAUGAGACUGAAGGAAGGAUAUGUACUCCCUGUGUUCCCUAUGGACCAUAUAUCCACGAAUACAAAACAUAUUAUUGGUUUUAAAAUGCUGCCAUUAAAAUCAUUAUUACCUACUUGAAAAAUAUGCUGGUCAAGCCCCUGAGUAAUGCUGACAGAACUUUAUCAUAUUGUAGUAUAAUGCUGUAGCUACCUGUGGAUUAAGAUCCACAUUAAAAAACUAAAAAACAUAAAACAAUACAGAUCCUGACACAUUAUAGUUUAAUCAAAGGGAAUCACUCGGGGAUCUCUGACUGUAAAAUAUGCAAAUAACAUUGUGUGAAGGGCUUGUGUUGACUUUAAGGAGCCAGUGUUAAGACUUCGAUCCUGGCCCUGUCUAUUGAUGAUAAUGACCUUUUGUUUACCUUACCUGGGAUUUGUUGCUACUUGGUUUUAUAGAGCUUAGUUUACCCAUAAUGAACACCCAAAUGCAUAAAGAAACACAUGUAUAUUAUAUAUAUAUAUAUAUAAGUACAUAUUGUAUAUCCUUUUUGUAAAGACUGUUUUGAGCUACAAAUGUAUGGAUGCAAUGCAUCAUGGGAUAUUGAACAAGGUGUAAAAAAAAAAAAGAUGAUUUG